Messenger RNA from Oncorhynchus tshawytscha (Chinook salmon), 4431 nucleotides. RefSeq names its product collagen alpha-1(XVII) chain-like. The transcript has 46 exons. NCBI's taxonomy places the organism in Eukaryota, Metazoa, Chordata, Actinopteri, Salmoniformes, Salmonidae. The record is from RefSeq and is a predicted model, not a curated record. Bases 1 to 3966 code for a protein of 1321 amino acids.
AUGUUGGCCGGCGGCUUGGGCUCUGCGACCGUUUCCAUGGUUACCAGGUCCAACUACAGCUCCUCGGCAGGGGCGGGUUCAGGAGGCGUGAAGAGGGGCGGCGCACAGGGGUCUGCAUCCUCUGCUGUCAGCUUCUCCCCCACCCCCACGGAGAGAAAGAGCAUGACCACCACCAUGACUGCCCGCUCCAUGGGCUACGAAGCUGCAGCAAGUGCAGCUGCCAGUACACCCACCAGAGGGCGGAGCCACAGUAGAGAGAGUGAGAUCAGAUGCAGACUGCAGAGUGCCUCUCCCACAGCCAAAAGAUGGACGGAGCUGAAAGACGUGAAGCGGCUGCUGAAGGGGAGUCGCUCCAGCAGCAUCAGCCCCCCUCGCUCCCCCACCAGCACCCUCCCUAUCCCCAGGAAGGCCCGCGUAGAGACCAGAACCAUGCCAAACAGCUCCCAGUCAGGCCAGUACGACAGCGCCACCCUGGACUUAGGAAUGCCUUCCUACAUGUGGUCGUUGCCCCACGACUGGAGGCUAUGGUUACCACAGCAACGCCAUCAACCUGUCCCCCACCUCCACCCUCCAACACUCACCUAUCACACUCACAGCCACAGGGCUUCAGAACAACCUGGCCCUCAGCUCUACAUCCAUGAACUCUGGACUCUCUGCCUCUACAGUCCCACCAGUGAAGAGGCCAAAGAAUACAAAUUCAUGCUGCUGGAGAAAGAGAGCGCUCCCGUCAAAAAGGAGACGGAGAGACUCGUCAUGGCCAAAGAUACCGGCAAACAGUUCUCCUCUGCUGCCACUGCUAUUGCCUAUUCUGAGGACUCACUGAAGAAGGUGUCCAGCUUUGUGGAGACAGCUACAGCCAGAACCACAGAAGCUAACGCUGGAUCCUUGACGAAAGUGUCAAUGAAAGACAAAGCAACCUAUCCAGAGAUGCGUAAGGACGAGUCUGGAGGAGGUCUGGGCUUCUGGUCCUGCUGCUCCUGUUGGAAGUGGCUGCUGGGCCUCCUGCUGGGUCUUCUGCUCCUCCUGGGGCUCCUCCUGGGACUCAUCGCCCUGGCCGAAGAAGUCAGACGUCUUAAAGCUCGUGUGGAUGCCUUGGAACAAGCCUCCAGCUCUUCCUCAGCCCAUUCCAGUCGCCUCUCCUCCUCCUCUGCCAUCAACAUCAUAGACCCUCUGGGGUCUGCGUACAUAGACAAGACUUCCUCUACCUCCUCUACCACACUGCUCCGCUCUGAUAAUGGUAUCAAUCUGGGAGUGGCAGCAGGAGCAGGUCCAGGAUCAGCUAAUGGACGAGGCCAAGACUCUGUAGCUCUGCAAAGGGCAGUACAGCAGAUAGUCAGGACUGAGCUGCAGUCCGAUACUGUACGAGCAACACUUGUACACUCAAUGAAAGGAGCGAGAGGAGAGCCUGGGACCAAAGGUGACCAAGGUGGUCCAGGAGUCAAAGGUGAUAACGGAUUUCCUGGCCUACCAGGUCCUCCAGGUCAGAUGGGCCACAGUGGACAGGAGGGCCCGAGGGGACCUAAAGGAAAUGCAGGUGAAGCUGGUGCAGAGGGUCCCCCAGGCCAGAGGGGCCGAGAAGGACCAACGGGAUCACGUGGAGAGCCUGGUCCUCCAGGGUUUGGAGAGAAAGGGGACAAAGGUUCUCCUGGUGAACCCGGAGGCCCCGGACCUGCUGGCACUGCUGGGCCUGUUGGGCCUAAAGGGUCAGUGGGUGGUCAGGGUGCUACAGGUAUCCCAGGAACUCCUGGCCCACAGGGUUUCAGAGGUGAAGGAGGCGCUCCAGGACCGAAAGGAGAGAAGGGACCAGCUGGACCUCCAGGAAAUAAGGGCGAGCCUGGAGAGAAAGGACCCCGCGGAACAUCAGGUGACCCAGGUCAAAAAGGACUUCCAGGACCAGACGGAACAAAGGGAUCCAAAGGACCCUCAGGUGCUCCCGGGGCUGACGGUGAAAAAGGCUCUAGAGGUGACAAGGGAUCGGAUGGGUUACCAGGUCCCAGGGGACCAGCUGGACCUCCAGGAGAUGCAGGCCUCCCAGGCAUUCCCGGGCUUCAAGGUCCACCAGGUAUACCAGGUAAUCCAGGUCAGCCUGGAGGUGAAGGUGAAGCUGGAGAACCUGGUAGAAUCAUCAAUGCAGCUGGUUCCAGUUCGGUUGCCAUCCCCGGACCUCCAGGCAUCCCCGGACACGCUGGUGUUGCCGGAUCCCCUGGACUCUCAGGUCCUGUUGGCCCUGCUGGUCUUCCUGGGAUGCCUGGUCCCAGGGGAGAAAAGGGAGAGGAAGGAGAGAAGGGAGUUCAGGGAAAGCCUGGUAUUACUGUACAGACUGUGGAAACCACAGAGAGACAUGCACCUGUGGCUAGUCUUCCUGGCCCACCUGGCCCUCCAGGGCCCCCAGGAGAACCAGGUGCCCAGGGUCUUCUAGGUAAGGGUCCCCCAGGUCCUGAAGGUCCUCAAGGAGAGACAGGUGUACCAGGUGUUGGUGUGCCCGGCCCCCGAGGAGAUAAGGGAGAGCCAGGUAGCUUCGUGCCCAACUCAGGAACCUUCUUCGCUGGGCCACCAGGACCUGCUGGCCCAACUGGCCUUCCGGGAUCACCAGGUCCCCAGGGUUACCAAGGUGACCCAGGUCAGCCCGGUUUACCAGGAGUUCCCGGUGUCGGUUUCCCUGGACCCCAGGGACAACCUGGGGGUCCAGGACCAGAAGGGGACAGUGGAAUUCCAGGUCCCCAAGGUCCAGAGGGCCCCGAGGGGCAACCGGGUCCAAAAGGUGAGGCUGGCGUUCCAGGUGCUCCAGGAAUCCCUGGCUACUCCAGUGGUGGAUCAUCCAGGAGUUCCCCUGGAGCGCCAGGUCCACCUGGACCUCCCGGCCGCGAUGGGCCACCUGGGUCUGGGUCUGGAACACCGGACGUCUGCCAAUACAUCACAGAAUACCUCAAGAGCGAUGGUGUCAGGGAGUACAUGUCGGGACCUCCGGGUCCUCCGGGUGUACCGGGGCCCCCUGGUGGUGGAUCAGUGGAGUCCGUGGACAACCUUGCUAGUCGCGUCAUCGCAUACAUCCAGAGUGGAGGUAUUGCUAGUGGGGUGCCUGGACCUCCAGGCCCGCCUGGCGCUCCCGGUGGAGGCAGCACAUCGCUAAAUGACAUCAUCAGCCUUCUACAGAGUGAGGAAGUGCGACGCUACGUCAUCGGUCCUCCUGGCCCUGCUGGUCCUCCUGGCAUCCCAGGGAUCCCAUGGAGAGGAGGCUAUGGCUUUAAUACCCAUGAGGUGGCUGGACGAGUCCUCAAUCUAAUGAAUGGUGCUGAAUACAGUGGCGUCUUGGGCGCUCAGGGGCCUCCUGGUCCACCUGGUGUCCCAGGCCCUGCUGGCCCUCAAGGCCAUGCCGGUCCUUCAGGACAGGCCCCCUACAGCGGCUCUGGAUACAGGCUGGAGGAGGUCAAGGACUACAUACAGAGUGAUGGUAUAAGAGGGGGAAUGUUUGGGCUUCCAGGCCCCCCAGGUCCCCCUGGAUCCCAGGGACACAAGGGAGAGCAGGGUAGCUCUGGGUACGGCCACGCCUUCGACCACAGGACCAGCGAGGGAAGAAGGCUGGCUGAGACUGAGACAGACUACUCCAAUAUAGCGGUCCGAGUGACUGACUACAUCAAGUACCAUGGUCUGUUGAGGGACGUGGUUGAGAACCGGUCUCAGCUGGAGAAGUCACAGGUUGUUCAAGGACCCCCAGGACCCCCUGGCCCUCCCGGUGCGCCAGGAUUCAGCCAUGUGUUUGGAUCCCAUAGUAACGCCACUGACCUUGUGGAAUACAUCAGAGCCCAUGGAAACACUGUGGGACCCCCUGGAAGGCCAGGACAGAAAGGGGACAUAGGACAUACAGGUCACAAAGGCGAGAGAGGACUAGAUGGAAUCCCAGGAAGGACAGUCCUCCCUGGUCUGGAGUGGAAAAGGGGGGGUGGAAAGGAGAACACACACUCGUGACGCACAGGAGGAGGAGGAAUGUUGGUGUUUGAGAUGAUAUGAUUGUUAAAUACCCAUUAAAAAGGUGAAUGAAAGUCCUAUGAAAUAUGUCAUGACUCAUGAGCAUACAUGUCUGGGGGCCUAAUGCCUUGGAGACAUUACCCAUGUGAAUAUAUUUUCUAUAGGAGAAACUAUUGAACAGGACAGUAUUCCAUGCGCUGAUGUAUUGUGUUAAAGAUGUCUUUACGAUCUAUUUUUUUUACUAGUGUUUGAUCUGGAGUAUGUUUCCAAUUCACCUCCUUGCAUGUUGAUAGCAAGAAUAGUUCAAAUAGGGGUGUGCUAUUUUUAUUCAAUAGCUUUUGUACCAUUAUCGUUAUUGUACUUGAGGAAAAACACAUUUCGUAUCGAACAAAACUCAAACCAUUGUCAAAAUCUUCUUUGGAUGUACUGGUAUCACUUUCUAAAAAUAAAGCUUGGUUUAUUUAA